UUCCGAUCACGUUUGUGUCAGCGUGUGUGUGUGUGCAUGCUUUGUCGCUUCACUGCUGCCGCUCCGCUUUUCCCGUGCAACGAAUUUUAUGCAACGUCGGGAGUCCGGGUCCAGCAAGGAGCCAGUGCUGCCGUGAAAACACAGGAGAAAAUCGGGUACACGCCAGGUUGUCCCCUCCCCGUUGUGCACGGCUGCUGUCACGAGCAUCGGUGUGAAUUAAGCUGGACUCCGGGCCUAGGCUUGUGUGUGUAUAUGUGUGCGCGCUUGCAGAGGCGUUCGUGGCUGUGAGAUAACAUUUGGUGGUGCCGCUCGUCCACACCCACUUGAUCGGCUGCUUGUGGUUGAUCCAUGUGCGGUGCAAAAUGUGAGGAUCAAAGAUCGUCAGCGCCGGAUGAUCCAGUGGUUGCUGUCACGUCGCUGGCGGCUGUCAGGCGACAGCUACAUGCAGCUUUUCAGGGAUCGCUCUGAGACUUUGGCCGGCCUUGGCCUGUAGGAACUGGACAGGACCUUAGGAAAGGCAACCAUAGCAGAUGAAAUGAGACGACCAGCUGAAUGUUGCCACCCAGUGCGGUCAUGUGACUGACCUGGCUCUUCUCUCCUGCUGAUGUCCAGUAGUUGCCCUGUUCUCACCAUGAGAGGAUCUGUCAGGUGCUCGAGCUCAGUGCCCUCAGACUGGCGCUACCAUUGUGCUGCGUGAGCGCCCCCCCCCCCUCCUCCGGCAGUUACUGCACGGAAUGGCAUCUUUGGACCUGCCAUACCGCUGUCCUCGCUGCGGGGAGCACAAGCGCUUCCGAAGCCUGUCGUCGUUGCGUGCCCACCUGGAGUACAACCACACGUACGAGACCCUUUACGUCCUCUCCAAAUCCAACAGUGUAUGUGACGCUGCUGCUCUGCUGCCCCUAGUGGCUGAGGGAGCUCUGCUCGCACCCGCCAAUAACAACGACCCUUUUGAGCCACUUCGGCCUUCAGCUUUAAAGGAGCGGCGCUUUCCUUGCCGUGAGCUUCCUUGUGCAGACGACCUGAGUUUGACCCCAGCCAACUCCAACACUGCAGCCCGGUAUAUUCCCAAUGUGGAGUUUCCCCUGGGGGAGAUUUUUAUGAAAAAAGCCAUGACAUCCACAGAUCCGGGUCCCCAUGGAAACCCCAGCACAGCUGUAGCGGUGGCAGCUAAUGUAGCAGCCAGUGCAGUCGAAGCAGCGUAUGAGGAAGGCCUGGCCAGGCUGAAGGCGCGGGCGUUUGAACGGCUGGAGCUGGAUGAGAGGCUGGAGAAGCUGUCUGAAGAGGUGGAGCAGAAAAUAGCGGCCCGUGUAGGCCGUCUUCAGGCGGAGCUGGAGAGGAAGAGCUCAGAGUUGGAGCGGGCCAAGCUGGAGAGUGAACGGCUGAGCCAGGAGAAACAAGACCUGGAGGACAAGGCCUCGGAGCUUUCACGGCAGGUGGACGUCUCCGUGGAGAUGCUAGCCAAUCUCAAGCAGGACCUGGUGAACAAGGAGGCAGAGCUGAACCACAAACAGCAAGAGGUCGCCCAGAUUGACCAGUUCCUUCAGGAGACGGCGGCCCGUGAAGCAAACGCUAAGGUACGCUUGCAGCAGUUCAUUGAGGAGCUUCUGGACCGAGCCGACCGGGCCGAAAAACAGCUGCAGAUCAUCAGCAGCUGUGGCACCACGCCGAACGGCAGCCUGGGACGCUGCAGCCUGCAGGCCUCGAAGGGCAACGGACGCCAGAGAAACUCGAGCAUCUCUGGGAGCACGAGGGGAAUGUACCAAGUGUCAGAGCGACGUUCCUCUCCCAGCACAGGAGCAUCAGGGAGGAUCAAGUCUGUCUCGCAAGGCUCUGGAGGUUACGACAGUGAUAGCGUUGAGAUGCAUCCCAUGGAGGACUGUCCUGAAGCUCAGUACUAUCACAUGCAGUGCCGGUUGAAUGAGGGGGGUUACGAACGCUCACCCGGAUGCGGCUCGAGAAACUGGGGUCUUCGUAAACAGGCUAUCCAGAACUGGCAGCGGCGACCUUACAGGAACAGCACUGAAGGCGAGGAGGGAGACGUAUCUGAUGUGGGUUCCCGAACCACCGAGUCUGAAGUGGAGAUGUGGGAGCAAGAGAGGAGGGCUGUGGCGGAAGUCCAGCAGUCUGCUGCGCCCUAUUCUCACAGCAGAGCAGCAUACCGCCCCAACGCCGGUCGGUCUGAAGGCAUCUACAGCAAGCCAUGCAGACAUGAAAAGAGUCCUUCCAAAUCCAAUGAGGUGAUCAGUCCAGAGAUCCUGAAGAUACGUGCUGCCCUCUUUUGUAUCUUCACCUACCUGGAUACUAAGACCCUGCUGAGAGCUGCCGAGGUCUGCCGCAAUUGGAAGUUUGUGGCCCGCCACCCAGCCGUGUGGACCAGAGUGCUGCUAGAGAACGCUCGCAUCUCUUCCAAGUUUCUUAGCACAAUGUCUCAGUGGUGCACUCAGACGCACUCUCUGAUCCUGCAAAACCUUAAACCAAGACAGCGGGGCAAGAAGGAAACCAAGGAGGAUUACCUGAAAAGCACACGUGGCUGUCUGGAGGAGGGUCUAGAGGCGUUGUUAAAGGCCACAGGAAGUAACCUGCUGAUACUGAAGAUUUCACACUGCCCCAACCUGCUGACUGAUCGCUCCCUUUGGCUGGCCAGCUGCUACUGCCGAGCCCUUCAGGCUGUAACAUACAGGAGUGCCACAGAUCCAGUUGGUCAGGAGGUUAUCUGGGCCCUUGGAGCUGGAUGUAGAGACAUUAUAUCCCUACAGGUGGCGCCAUUACAUCCAUGCCAACAACCCGCUCGCUUCAGUAACCGAUGUCUGCAGACCAUUGGAAGAUGCUGGCCGCACCUCCGUGCUCUUGGUGUGGGCGGUGCUGGGUGUGGGAUUCAGGGACUGGCCUCAUUGGCGAGGAACUGCAUGCGCCUGCAGGUGUUAGAGUUGGACCAUGUGAGUGAAAUCAACCAGGAGGUGGCAGCAGAGGUUUGCAGAGAGGGCUUGAAGGGCCUCGAGAUGCUGGUGCUCACCUCCACACCAGUCACCCCGAAAGCCCUGCUCCACUUCAACAGUGUUUGCCGCAACCUCAAAUCCAUUGUGGUUCAGAUCGGUAUAGAAGAUUACUUUGAGGACCCGAACAGCCCAGAAGCUAGAAAACUGUUUGAUGAGAUGGUUAACAAGCUCCAGGCUCUAAAGAAGAGACCCGGCUUCUCCAAAAUCCUCCACGUGAAAGCAGACAGUCUCUGCUAACGUCUUUUGUGCAGGUUCCUCAAGCCUUGGAGAGGGUGCCAUCACGGCUCCAGUCAAUCAAAAAGACCCAGCUGUUCCUGGAGUUGAAUGCGUCUGCAGCAUCGUGAAGUAGUAUCGAGGGCUCAGUGUGCAUUUUGCUAAAGUACAAAUCUAAGACAGAAAAACUUGA
Molecule: messenger RNA, 3402 nt
Organism: Pundamilia nyererei
Lineage: Eukaryota; Metazoa; Chordata; Actinopteri; Cichliformes; Cichlidae
Gene: fbxo41
Product: F-box protein 41
Exons: 14
Coding region: 735-3233 (832 amino acids)
Molecular function (GO): protein binding
Source: RefSeq, a predicted model, not a curated record